GCUGUAAAAUACAGUUCGGUGACCUGGUGGCACGAGAACAGACUAUAUCUGUUCACCAAUUGUAAGAACAGGUGCAUUUAGUUUAGAACGAUAGCCUAGAGACGGUGGAAUAAAAGUUAUUUUUUUCCCCCCAGACAUUUUACCCGCGUAAUGGAGGCUGUAUGGGUUGUGUCGUGCUGCCUUAUUACUUUCCUUUAUCAGGUGUUUUCGUGCGCGUUUGCAGCGGAGCUCACCUCUACAGCGGACACAAGAGCAGUAUUGUUCAGUGCAUAUAAUAAAAGCACAAAAGCUGAGCAUGUCUACAGUCAUGAAGACAGUAACAGGGAUACUUCAGUGAAUGCAGCUUUACAGGUGCAAAUACCAUCUGGUCUUCUGGUUGUGGAGUUUCCAAGUUCUUCAUCUGGUCAAAGGAGGAAAAAGAGAGAGUGGGUCAUUCCUCCUUAUAGCAUAACUGAGAAUGAGAGAGGUAAAUUCCCCAGAAGAAUGUUCCAGUUAAAGGCAAAAAUAGAAGGUGUAGCUGAUACAGAGAUACGUUAUAGUAUCACAGGUGAAGGUGCAGAUAAGCCACCUGUGGAUAUUUUUACUGUCGACAAAAUGUCUGGGUAUCUUUAUGUGACUCAGCCACUGGAUAGAGAAACAAAGGGCAUAUACGAGCUCAACGCUCGUGCCAUUUCAGAAAAUGGGAAAAAAUCUGCAUCACCCACAAACCUUACUAUCCUUGUAACUGACCAGAAUGAUAACAAGCCUGUGUUUACUGAAAAUCCUUUUAAUGGACAAGUUUCUGAAGCUGAGUCAAAAGGUUAUGAGUUCAUGACAGUCACAGCCACUGAUGCAGAUCAGCCAGAAACUGACAAUUCUAUAAUCAGAUACAGAAUUGUCAGUCUACAUCCUACAUCACCAAACCCAAACAUGUUUGAAGUCAACACUGUUAGUGGAACAAUUUAUGUGAAUUCUACAGGCUUGGACAAAGAGGUAUGGCCUAAAUAUACUUUAUUAAUUGAGGCUGCUGACAUGGAAGGAAACGGUUUGUCGACCACUGGCACGGCUGUUAUCACUAUUACUGACAGCAAUGAUAACCCACCUCAGUUUGAGCAAACUUCGCACAACGUAUCUGUCCCAGAGAAUAAAGUAGGGCAUGAAGUGGCCAGACUAACGGUUACUGAUGAAGAUGAAGUUGGUUCACCAGCCUGGACAACCAAGUAUCGUAUUAUUAAUGGCGACAAGGGUGGGUUUUUCACUGUCAGUACUGGACCCAACACGGACGACUUCCAAGAGGGCAUCAUCACCACUGUAAAGCCCCUGGACUUUGAGAGGACCAAGAAGUACGUUCUAUUUGUCAUUGUUGAAAAUGAUGAACCAUUUGUCGGUUCUUUGCCCACCUCCACUGCCACGGUCACAAUCAAUGUACAAGAUGUAAAUGAGCCUCCCGAGUUUAAUCCAAAGGAGAUGGUUAUAUACAGAGAAGAAAAUUUACCAGUUGGUAGCAAUUUGAUUGCUUAUACUGCCACUGAUCCAGACACUGGAAAAUCACAGAAGAUAACGUAUAAAAUUGACAAAGAUCCUGCUGAAUGGCUAAAUGUAAAUCAAGACACUGGGAUGAUUAAGGUCAAGAGAAUUAUGGAUAGGGAAUCUGCCCAAGUCAAUGAUGGCAAAUACAGAGCUACCAUUUUGGCCCUGGACGAUGAUGGUACAAAUCCAGAAACGGGUACAGGAACUUUGGUAAUUGAAUUGGAGGAUGUAAAUGACAACGUUCCAGUCAUUAAUGAAGGCAGUAUAAAGAUUUGCAAUCGUGAGGCCAUAGCGCUUCUCUCUGUAACUGACAAAGAUAGUCAAUAUGCUGCUCCCUUCAGCGUUGAGCCCCAAGGAGACACAGAGAAAAACUGGACUGCAAGGAUGAAUGAAACAAAAACUGGGAUUCUGUUAACGCUUACUUCUGUGUUGGAGGAGGGUGAUUACAAUCUUGUCCUAAGGGUUAAUGAUAACAGUAAGAUGUACAAAGACAACCAUAUUCAAGCAACUGUGUGUGACUGCAAAGGAGAUGAAUUGAAAUGCCAAAAAAAGAUAGCCGGCACCCCACUUUCAAUAUCCAUUGGAAUCGUGGCAGCCAUCUUGGCUCUGCUGUUACUACUUCUUCUACUUCUGCUGCUCAUAAGGAAGAAACCAAGUAGUAAAAAGCCACUCCUGCUUGAAGAUGAUGACACAAGAGACAAUAUCUACUGUUAUGAUGUGGAAGGCGGUGGAGAAGAUGAUCAGAACUUUGAUCUGAGUGUGUUGCAUAGAGGCCUUGACAACAGACCGGAAGUGUUAAGAAACGAUGUGGCUCCUAUUUUCUUGCCUGCACCUGAGUAUAGACCACGACCUGCCAACCCUGAGGAGAUUGGGACAUUCAUUGGUUAUAAUCUAAAGGCUGCGGAUAACGACCCCACUGCACCUCCCUAUGACUCCCUGUUGGUGUUUGACUAUGAAGGAGCAGGUUCAGAUGCGGGUUCACUCAGCUCCCUCAACUCUUCCAGCUCAGGACACGACCAAGACUAUGACUUCCUCAAUGAGUGGGGCCCACGCUUUAAGAAGCUGGCGGACAUGUUUGGAGGAGGAGAGGUUUAAAAGUUACUUAAUGCAUUGGCAAUGUACGUUAUUUUAAAUUGUAGAGUGUCGGAGAUUGUGCUGGAGCUUUAAAAGCAGAAUCUGUCUCCGUACAGUAUUUCCCCCAGUGUUAAAGGCAUAUUGGAAGUAUAAAAUUGCAAAAUAUAGGACAAUUGUUCUCAGCACUCUUUGCUCAUGCCUGACUUCAAAGAUUCAUUAUGUAAUUCAUGGUCUUUGUGCUUCUGCUAACAUCUGUCAGCCUAGGGCUUGCAUAGAAUAGUCGGCUAGUUCAUCCAUUAGUCAGCACUGCUGGAAGCUAUCAAAUACUCCAGCAUGCAUUUACUAUAGGGCAUGUAAUCAAUACCAGUUCCCUCUAGGCCAGGUUCUACAUGGAUGCUAAAACAUUCUAAAAAAAAUCAAGUACACAAAUUAAAAAAAAAUGGCAAAAGGUCAAUUGGGUAUUUGUAAAUGACCUUUUUUGUGUGAAGUGUAGGGCUUUGUAAGACCUUUUCAGAUUGGAAUUAACUCAAAAAGCUUUUUAGCAAUUGUAAAGGGAGCUUUUUUUGUGCGCUUUUUAGGGCUAUUUUUAGGUUCAUGAAUUUUUUUUUUACCUUGGCUACAACAUUAUCACAAGGCAAUUAACAAGACUGUCUGCCCCCUAUUUAUGUUGAAGUGCUUGUUUUUCAAGAUCGCGAAUCCACGACCAAAGGCAGUAUAUGUCAGGAGGAUGAUGGCAGUAAAUAGACUGUGAAUUUAGUUUAUUCUAUCAUAAAGUAUUUCAAAUCGGUUUAGUGAAGGUCUAGCUAUUUGAGAUCUGUUAUUAAAGGUUGGGCUUACCAUUGUGUGGACUCUAAGCAAAGUCAAGACCUGAGGCCCCACAUACCUUAACCGUAUUUACCUUCUUUAAGUAAAUGUGUUUAAUAUGUGCAGUUCAAUUUAUAGAUUUAUUUUCAAUUGUCCAGUCCUAUUAUACUUUUCAAUAAUUUGUACUGUAUCUUCCAGAAUACCAUCUGAUUCACAUUUAUUUCAUGCUGUAACUUGUAAUAAAGUAGAACGCACUACCGCUUAAAAAAAAGUAAGCUUUGGAAAACUUUUAGUAUUGCAUUUUUCUCUUAUGUUUUCUUCCUUUUCUGAGUGACACUUGGAUAUGUGCUCUCUGUGGUUAUUUCUUUGUACUUUAUUCAGACAUUCAAAAUGAGUUAUUGCUUUGUGGCAAGCAGGCCUGCAGGGCCCAGUGCAUUUGCAUGGUAUUUAACACUGCUUCUGCUGAUGUUGCAUGCUCAUACGUUUUCACUGUCGAAGACAUAGAUGUUAAGGUUACAAUGUUACAUGUCAGCCUAUAACGUGUGUGUGCUAAUACAAAAUAAAAUGACUUCAAGGUAUCAAGGUAUGAAAUACCUCAAAUGUAUGAACUGCACCUCAUAGAGCUAAGCAUUUGUUUUUUCUACUUUGUUACUAUCAGUUUAAUAAAAAUUAACAAAC
Messenger RNA from Puntigrus tetrazona (Sumatra barb), 4065 nucleotides. It is a transcript of the gene cdh31, whose product is annotated as cadherin 31. Gene Ontology annotation, cellular component: catenin complex; cytoplasm; adherens junction. The record is from RefSeq and is a predicted model, not a curated record. Bases 151 to 2604 code for a protein of 817 amino acids. Gene Ontology annotation, molecular function: cadherin binding; calcium ion binding. NCBI's taxonomy places the organism in Eukaryota, Metazoa, Chordata, Actinopteri, Cypriniformes, Cyprinidae. The transcript is spliced from 16 exons. Gene Ontology annotation, biological process: adherens junction organization; cell morphogenesis; calcium-dependent cell-cell adhesion.